Fusarium odoratissimum NRRL 54006 is the source of this 1562-nucleotide messenger RNA. RefSeq lists its product as uncharacterized. The record is from RefSeq and is a predicted model, not a curated record. Lineage: Eukaryota; Fungi; Ascomycota; Sordariomycetes; Hypocreales; Nectriaceae. Gene Ontology annotation, molecular function: oxidoreductase activity, acting on NAD(P)H, oxygen as acceptor. The coding region runs from base 87 to 1001 and encodes 304 amino acids. The transcript has a single exon. Gene Ontology annotation, cellular component: intracellular anatomical structure.
UGAAUUCGUGGUAACUAAAAAGUCCAGACCAGCCACACUCAUUUCAUCAUCUUUCCCCCAUUCUCCGAUUUAUAGACGCAGUCAAAAUGGCUCCCGGUGCUACAGAGCUUCCUGAUAGGGACGCGCUUACUGCGAGAGCAGUCCCCUCCAUGGUCCUCAGCGACGGCUCAGCAUCGUCUUUGACUGCACCACCAAGCAACAAAAUCGCCAUUGAUCCCGCCACUGGAGCUAAGGAGCGAUUUGCAGUGCGCGGCAACUUCAUCGUCACUGGAGGUACAGGUACCCUUGGGCUUGCUUCAUGCAACGCUCUGUUGGAACACGGACUUGAGGGUCUUGCAAUCCUCGAUGUCAAUCCAGUACAAGCCAAGCAGGAAGUCGCGUCUCUUCAAGCUCGUUUCCCUCACACCAGAAUCACGACGAUGAAGGUCGACGUUACAGACGAAAGGGCAGUACAAGAAGCUGUUGACGAGACAGUAGCAAGUCUCGGUUCAGUUGACGGUCUCGUCUGCUUCGUGGGUGUUGUUGGAUGUGUCGAGACGUUGGAAACGCCUGUAUCUCAAUGGCGCAAGAUCAUUGACAUCAACACGACUGGAUCGUUCAUCUGUGCACAAGCUGUCGCCCGUCAGAUGGUCAAACAAGGUACUGGAGGAUCAAUCACCUUCACGUCUUCCAUCUCAGCACACCGAGUCAACUAUCCCCAGCCCCAAGCGGCUUAUAAUGUCAGCAAAGCAGCCUUACUGACGCUCAAGAACUGUCUGGCCGCCGAGUGGGCUCGCUAUGGCAUUCGCACAAACACAAUCAGUCCUGGAUAUAUGGACACCAUCUUGAAUGACGGCGACGGGAUAUCUGGGCAUCGUAAGAUAUGGGCAGAGCGGAACCCGAGUGGCCGUAUGGGCGCUCCUUGCGAGUUGACGGGUGCGGUGUUGUUGUUGGCAAGCUCAGCGGGAACUUACAUGAACGGGACGGAUAUUGUCGUAGAUGGAGGGGCAAUCGUAUUCUAAGUAGAAGUUCAACAAAGCUGCAUACAUUAUUUAGAGCUCCCCCGAUCAUGAGCGCUGCAGCUACCACCAUCCAGACCGAGUCCCAUGGCCGGGUUCGCAGAGUGUUAGUGAAUGACUUGACAGUGCUGAGAAGCGGACCUUCCCUGAUGGCCUUUGAUCACACCUGUUAUCCAAAGAGAGCUGAUACACGGAGAAUACCAGAAUCAAUCAGGGCUUACGUUACCCGAGUCACAGUCCAGAGGCACUGAAGCUGAUGGGUAUCUGGGCUCGCGUUCCAGGCUGGCCCUGCAGUGAACGUAGAUCAAUCCAUGACAAGCAUCACGACAAAGUUCCUCAUUGAGUCAAUGACACGCCAUGGAUCUUUCCAUUCGACUCUGAUUGAUACCUCGAAGUCAACAGUGGGUAGAAGAAUGUUAUUUCUGAGCUAUAUAAUUCCCUCCUUACUGCAGCGAUUGCUACAAACCACAAUAGAUCCCGACAUCACCCAUCAAUUGCAGCCCAGCUUUAGCAUUCUACAGCAUCCGACUGUAUCAGUCCAUACCAACAACAUGAAAACGGAGG